This is a messenger RNA of Penaeus indicus, 6596 nucleotides long. Its product is annotated as multiple C2 and transmembrane domain-containing protein-like. Gene Ontology annotation, biological process: regulation of neurotransmitter secretion. The coding region runs from base 250 to 3183 and encodes 977 amino acids. Gene Ontology annotation, molecular function: calcium ion binding. NCBI's taxonomy places the organism in Eukaryota, Metazoa, Arthropoda, Malacostraca, Decapoda, Penaeidae. Gene Ontology annotation, cellular component: synaptic vesicle membrane. The transcript is spliced from 24 exons. The record is from RefSeq and is a predicted model, not a curated record.
AAGGAAAUAGAAAUUAACAACUCAAAUAACCCACUAUACCUAUCUAGAAAACCACUGUGGUUAAGUUGUGUUCAUAGGGCUUAAUAGUGAUAACAGAAAACAGCCCUUCGGAAAGCUUUAUGAUUGGUUGGGAAGGAUGAUGGUAUGCUGGCCAAUCAGUGAUCAGCUCCGACUCCGUGACGUGGCUCUGUCGUAUCAGUGACGUCAUCAUGGUAAAGGUGGAUGUGAUGACGUAACCGACACCUAGUCAUGCUCAAGGUCCCAGGCGCUGGCGUGGGCAGUAAUCGCGAAAAUGGUCACCAGGGCGGAUCCAUGCGUCGCUCCUUCUCGAAGUCAGCCUCUGACCUCCUCAAUCGAUCGAGAACGGGAUCAGGGGAGAGGUCCGGCGACAACUCCCCCGGCGGCUCCCCCCCGCUGGAGGCUCGAAAGGGGGGUGAGGGCGAGCGACCGAGAGCCAGCGUCGCCAACAAGCCAUCCGCCACCGCCUUCUUCAACACUCUGCGCACAAAGUUCCACCGCACGAGGAGUAAGGAUGGAAAGCUUUCGAGAAGGAAGGACAUCCUCCUGGACGGCGUGAGGAGCAACUCGCAUCCGGACGUGAGUGUGGAGCGGCAAGACAGCACGACCGACUACGCUGCGGACAAUUCCUCGGCCGAGCACUCGUCCUCUUGCACGCCGGUGUCCAUGUCGCCGAGGAGGGGCCCGAUGCUGUCCCAGAACCGUCAGAACUCGCAGGACGUAGGUGGAAGUGCCAUCUCUGGUGCCCCUGAUCCUGGCGACCUGAGUAGCGUGCCCAGCGGUGCCAACCCAUCCAGCCUUACGCCCCCCACCCCCGCCCGUGCCCAGGGGGGUGUGAACAGCUACCAGGACCAGACGGAGAGCGACACUCCUCAGCAGAAUCAGGCCUCGAGCAGCGGAACGGUGUACGAAGUGUGGUCCCAGGAGGACCCAACCGUGCUGCGCCACCGAGCUCUGCGCCAGUACUCCUUUUUCCAGCUUCACGUCCACCUGAAGCGCGGCGAAGACCUGGUGGCCCGUGACGCCUGCGGCACGAGCGACCCCUACGUCAAGUUCAAGGUCUCGGGGAAACUCGUCUACAAAUCCAAGACGGUGUACAAGGACCUCAAUCCUACGUGGGACGAAUCCUUCACUAUUGGCAUUGAGGAUCCCUUUGAGCCGGUGUCCGUUAAGGUAUUCGAUUACGACUGGGGACUUCAGGAUGACUUCAUGGGACUCGCAGUCAUCGACCUUACCACCUUAGAGCUUGAUAAAACUCAGGAAAUCACACUGACGCUCCAAGAACCGGGGAAAAGCAAGUACAUGGGAGUGAUCUACCUCAGUCUCACCCUCCAGCCGAAAACCCAAGAGGAAAAAGAACAGUAUUUGCAGCGCGGAGGUUCGAGAUUGGCUGAGCAGCAACGUCGCCUUAAGAGCCAGAUAUGGAGUUCGGUGGUUACUAUCGUCCUGGUUGAGGGCAAGGAGCUCCUGCCCAUGGAUCCCGACGGCACUUCGGAUCCCUAUGUGAAGUUUAGGCUUGGCAAUGAGAAAUACAAAAGCAAGGUGGAGAUGCACACGCUCACUCCGAAGUGGCUGGAGCAAUUUGAUUUCCACCUUUUUGAGGAUCAGAGCCAGCUCUUGGAACUGACUGUGUGGGACAAGGAUGUGCGGAGUAAAGAUGAUUUCAUGGGAAGAUGUACACUGGACCUAACGCAGUACGAGCGUGAGAAGACCCACCACAUUUGGGCGGAGUUAGAGAAGGGAGCCGGGUCCAUCUUCCUCCUCCUCACAAUUUCUGGAACGACUUCUUCUGAAACCAUAUCAGACCUUCAUUCAUACCAGGAGAAUCCCAGAGAAUUAGAUAAUGUUUCCAAGAGAUAUGCCUUAACAAGAUCUCUUCACAACCUGAAAGACAUUGGCCACCUGCGGGUCAAGGUGUAUCGAGCGCAGGGCUUGGCGGCAGCAGACAUUGGCGGCAAAAGUGACCCAUUUUGUGUCUUGGAACUUUGCAAUGCCAGACUUCAGACACAGACUGAGUACAAGACGCUCUCUCCCACAUGGAAUAAGAUCUUCACCUUCAAUGUCAAGGAUAUCCAUAAUGUUUUGGAUGUCACCGUCUAUGAUGAAGACCGAGACCACAAGGUAGAGUUUCUGGGGAAAGUCGUCGUUCCUUUACUUCGGAUGAAGAAUGGCGAGAAGAAAUGGUAUCCGCUAAAGGAUAAAAAGUUACGUGCUCGUGCAAAGGGAAACAAUCCAGAGAUUCUGCUAGAGUGUUCUGUAGAAUGGAAUCCAAUCCGUGCUGCCAUCCGAACUUUCACUCCGAGAGAGGAAAAGUACAUGCAGACUGAGCAGAAAUUCAAGCGCCAAGUAUUUAUCAAAAAUGUCAAUCGCCUUAAGUCUUCCAUCAUGGAUUUCUAUGAGUUAGGGAAAUUUAUCAAAUCAUGCUGGGAGUGGGAAUCACCUGUCCGGAGCAUCAUAGCUUUCAUCUUAUUCAUGGUCAUUACGUACUACUUCGAGGUCUACAUGUUGCCAAUCCUACUGCUUAUGCUCUUCCUCAGAAACUACAUUGUAAUCUCAAUAGUUGGUAGCAUGCACCGAGAAGAAGAGAGUGAACUGUCUGGAGAUGAGGAGGAAGUUGAUGAUGAUGAUAAGGAUAAGCAUGACACAUCGAUUAUCACCCUUUUCAUAUAUACCUGGCUGUUUUUCCAGAAUAUGAGCGUAGAGGUAAGAAAAACAGAGAGUCGUAAGGAAUGUGGCAUUAAUGCAUCCCCUAAUGACCUCAAAAGUAAGGAGGAGAAGAAAACUCUCAAGGAAAGAUUGCAAGUUAUACAAGAGGUUACUGCAACAGUUCAAAAUGCCAUAGGUUAUAUUGCUUCCAUCUUCGAAAGCUGCAAAAACACAUUCAACUUUUCGGUGCCAUUCCUGUCGUGGUUGCUGAUCAUGGUGUUGAUGGUGGGCUCGGUCGUUCUCUACUAUAUUCCUGUUCGUUACCUAGUUAUGAUGUGGGGCGUCAACAAGUUCUCUCGCAAACUGUUACGGCCUCACUCCAUGGUGAACAACGAGCUCUUAGACUUCCUCUCGAGAGUGCCAGAUGACGAGCUAUUGCGGGAUUGCCGUGAGUUACGCCCAAUACCUCAAAGUCACGACGAGAAGAGAAGAGACCAGAGGAAAAAGAAGGUGGCGUAGUUCCCUGUAUCAGGGACAGAGGAUAUAUAUAAUACCUUUUUUUUCAGGAAAGCAAAAUGUUGUGGUGUAUCUUUACCACAGAGAUGCUGGUUUUCUCUUGGAGUAAAAUGAAUGAAUAAUCAAAUCAGAAGUUUGAAAGCAGUGACAAUUCCUUUCAAUUUAGAGACCCCUUAAAUAUCUAGGACACUGUUCAAAUAUCAUUACAUACUAGAUAGAGCAAACGACGUGAGAGAUCUUUAAAGAAUCAAAUUAGUCAUGGCAGUAGCUGAAUCAUGUAGGGAAAGCAUUUAAUCACAGCAUCAUCACGUCGAGACAUAGAGCUGGAGUUAUUUCCAGAGCAACUGCCAGAUCUGUUAGAAAACUAGGUCUUUUUUCAAGAAUUACAGCUAUUGUGUACAAGAGAAUUUCUAGGCUAGAAUCCAAACAUUCUUAUAGAAUCUGUUGUCAUCCGCAUGAAAAAGAAUCCAAGGCAUGUGCAUUUGUAUGAUUGUAUUUAAACUGUUGUUGUUGUUGUUGUUGAGAGUCUUUCAUACGUCUUUGUAUUGCCAUUUUCGUAAAAGUUUUUGCAGAGAUUUGUAGGAAAUAAUUUUACAGUGACAAUUGAAUGAUACUUAAUUGUGAAGAAAACUAUUGACUGAUUUCCUCUCAACUUAUGUAUUUUCAGUGUCUGCAUAAUAUGCAUAUCUUGUUAUUCAAAUUUCAUGAAUAAUAUAUCAACUUUAAGCAUGAUAAGCUGCAUAAGUCCCAUAUGAAGUAUACCUUGGAUUUCUCUCUAGUUAAAAAACUUGUUGCCAGGUAACAUGGGGAACUAGUCUGUAAAUAAGCCAUUUGUAAAGAUUUUAGAAGUAGAUUUCAUUACAUUUAAUUUUUUGUUCUCAUUUUUUUUUUAAGAGGAUUAGUAAGAAGUAUCAUUUUUAUACAUUUUGAGGGCUUGAGAUUACCCCCAAAGGUGUCCCUCUCUCUCCUACGAUAAAUUCUGACAAAUAAUUAAUCCCCACAAAUCAACUCUUUGAAACUGUAUUAAUUAUAUUAUUACAGGUAGAUGUGAGGGUGGCUCAUAUGUAUGUAAAUGUCAGACAUAAAAAAUACAAAUUUACACAUGCACAAAAAAAGGAUUUUUGGUGAUUCUACAUAGAAGCAGAGCACAUUUCACUGACUUGUUGAAUCUGCCUGUUUUAAUUACUAUAUAUUUUAUGUAUAUAUGUACACACUUUUGCCCCCAAGUGGUGCUCUUAUAUUAUUCACAUUCCUAGCCAUUGAUCAUAUUUUGUUUUGUCAAUAAAUGUGUUGCCCUGAUUUUGUAUCCAAAUUGCUUACACUAAUUAUCAUCCAGACAUCCAAACAAUUUGAGAGUUAAGAGCUUCUGUCUCGUGCAGUGUCCUUGUGCAGCAAAGAUUUACUACAUAUUUCCUCCUGUUUUCAAAGAAAGUUCUGUAUGUACGGCAUAAUUAAUGCACAGAUAUGCACAGCGUAUACCCGAGAAGUUUUGGAUGGCGGUGUGGAAUUACGAAUAUUAGCUCAUGGUCUGUUAAUACCUAAUGGUGUCUGAUAGUUUUACACACCUGGAAAAGGACAUUUGACUUUGGUUUUACACUACAUUGGACACUCGGCCAACACACGUGGCAAAUGAAUCUAAUCACCAGUAUUUUAUCUUGUAAAUUAUGUCUUAGGUAUAAGGAAUACCAUGUGAUUGAACAAAUAGGGUAUAACAAAGAUUAAAGAGCACAGUUGCAUCCAAAUACAGCAUUUACAUGUUAGUGUAUUUGUUUGACUGAUCUAGUCAGUGUAAAAUAUUAUUUUCAUACUACAGUGUGGUUUAAGUUACAGUAUUUAUAGUCACUAUCCUACAGCACUGCUUAUAUCGAAGUUGGGUUUAGUGAACUAUUGAUUGAAAACCGAGUUGGAUAAAAGAUAUUUUGAGUAUCCUAUCCAGCAUCAGAAACCUUGUUAAUAACUCUGGUGAGGGGAUUGCGUGUUAUAGCAUAAUCUUUUUUUAUAAUAAAAUUUUCAGUGUUGUCAGUUUGACAUAUUUACCUGUGAUACACAAGGUUGUUAGGGCUUCAGGUACAUUUUUUUUCACAUUUAUCAGUAAAAUAUAAAUCUCUCAGCAUACUUUAAAAUUCAGUUUACUAUUGGUUACAUGAAAGCCCAUUAUUGACCGAGAAAAGUAUGAAAUAAGUGAUAAGUUUCCAGUUACAAACUCUUGAAUUUCUUGCCCUCAGAAAAUAUAUAUCUGUCUGUGAUUAGUAAUGAAUAAUCUACUCUUACAGCAAGAAAAUGAACUGAAUAAAGAGUUAAUAGUUUCACUUCACAUAGUAUAUUCAGGUUAAAAAAAAUGGUCCUAUGUUCAGUAAAAGGCAUUAUUACCACUUUAAAGAAAGAUUUGUUUGAGGAGAUUCAGUUUGUAACGGGAAAUAAUGUUGGUUUGAUCUGAUAUUUCUGUUAGAAUUUCUCAAUAUCUGUAUGGAACUUUUUCAUUUGUACAUGAUAUAUAUGUAUAUAUCUAUUCUGCCAAAUAAUUAGGUGUGAGAGUUUAUUUUCAGAGUUAAAAUAAAAGCAAAAGGCAUGAAAUGUAAGGGUCUGUCUACUUCUGCAGUAGGAGCUAGUGUGAUUUGUGAAGUAAAAGAGAAGAGAUGAUAUGGUUCAUGAAAUGGUGGCAGUAUUGCAUAAUUAAGUGAUGGAUUAUAACUGUGGCAUUAAAUUAAAUUGUAUGUUUUUUGUACAUUCUUCAUGCUUAACAAAAAUACUUGCAUUACGUGACAUAGUAAAAAUAAAAGUCAUGGUGGAAAAAAAAGUAUUCAAUGAGAAAAAAAAGCAAAUUGUAAAUUCACAAUAACUAAUGCUCUUCCUAUUUAUUAAAUUGCCAUAGGGUUAGAAAUUUUAUCAAUAUAUGUACAAGCAUUUGGAAGGCCUGAGGUGGUACUUCUUUGAAAAUGCUGUGUCUCUAUAUGGGUAUCAUAUUCCAACAAUUCUAUCAUACAGUCAGGCCCUCUGUUUUCUCUUUCCCUUCCUUAGUAUCCAUGGGCUUGUGAGCUUCAUAAAAAUAAAAUAUAAAAUACAAGCAAACAUUAAAAAAAAAAAAAAAAAAAAAAAAAAUGAAUUGACCACCAUACGCUUAACUCUUUUUUAAAGUGUCAUAGAACGAUCUUUCCUGGGAGACUGACAAAAAAAAGUUUUUCUUUUUUUUUUUUUAUUGCAAAUUAUUGAGAAGUAUUGAAGUGCAACUAACAACCCAUGGAUUACUCUUGUGCAUGACUUCCUCCACUGUGUUGUCCUCACUCCAUCCAUGCGGUGAUAUGAUACGUGUUUGUCUGUUUGUCAACACCGAUACCAAUUGGUGCCACUGAUAAUAAACAGUUGUUUCAUGUUCUAUUUGAUUAUCUUAAACUUUAAAUAAAUAUCUUUUAUAUGAA